GCUCCUCACACUGAUGACCAGUGCCCUGAUAAUCAGUGUAGCCCCAUCAGUGCCACCUGUCAGUGUCCAUGAGUGCCAUCUGUCAUUGCCCAUCAGUGCACAUCAAUGUAACAUAUCAGUGCCCAUCUGAGCUGCCUUUCAGUGCCACCUAUCAGUUACAUCAGUGCUGCCUAUCAGUGCCAGUCAGUGCUGCCUAUCAGGGCCGCCUAUCAGUGCCAUAUAUGAGUACUGCCUUUCAGUGAUCUCUGUCAAUGCCCACCAGUGAUGCCUGUCAAUGCCCAUCAGUGCCACCCCUACCAGUGCAUCCUCAUCAGUGCCACCCAUCAGUGCAGCCUCUCAGUGCCCAUCACUGCAGCCUCAUUAGCGCACAUCAGUGA
Staurois parvus is the source of this 377-nucleotide messenger RNA. Lineage: Eukaryota; Metazoa; Chordata; Amphibia; Anura; Ranidae. The record is from the annotation of a GenBank genome assembly.